AUGCGCUUUGAGGGGCUGCCGCUGUUUAUUCUCGCCAACUGGCACGGGUUCUCUGGAGAGCAGAGGGAUCUGUUCGAAGGGGUGCUUCAAGCGAGGUCGCUUAUAGCGGAGCAUUUGCGGACAUAUGACCAGCCGGUGUUUGUGUACAUCCCGAGGAAGGGCGAGCUGCGGGGCGGCGCGUGGGUCGUUGUGGACCAUCGGAUCAACCCGCACAUGGUGGAGAUGUACGCUGAGGAUUCGGCGAGGGGAGUCGUGCUGGAGCCGGAAGGAGUGGUGAAGAUUAAGUUUAGGAGGAGGGAGCUGAUAGAUGCGAUGCACAAGCUAGACCCAGAGAUUCUAGACUUGGAUAAGGCGCUAAGGGCGGCCAAGCAGCUGCAGGCUCAGGGGAGCGACAACGGCUCAGUCACAGUGACCAAGGGGCUGAUUGCGCAGAGGGAGAAGGCGCUUCUGCCGGUGUACACUCAGAUUGCGGUGCGGUUUGCUGAGCUGCAUGAUACUCCGCGGCGAAUGGCGGCUAAGUGCACGAUUCGGGAUAUCGUCACUUGGGAGAACUCGAUGGCGUAUUUCUACUCGAGGUUGUGCCGGAAGGUUGCAGAGGACGGGCUUGCGAGGCAGUUCAUGCUGCAGGUGGAUGGGCUGGGGAAGAUUGACGCGAUUGCGGAGGUGAAGCGGUGGUAUUUGGACGAGCAGAGGGUGAACCGGGGGGAGAGCGAGGCGCUGCGGACGAGUGAGGCGAUAGAUGAGGAUGAUUGGGUGGAUGAUAAGCAGUUUGUGGCGUGGGUUCAGGGCACGAGGAGGAAUGCGGAGGGGUUCAGGAGGCGGGUGAUGAGUCUGAGAGGCAGGAGGCUGGCGGCGGUGCUAACGAGGGAGAGGGACGCCGGGAGCAUUGCGGAUGGGCUGGCACAGGCUGUGUCGAGCGUGCUGCAGGCGUCUGGCUCUCGUGCAGACUAG
Molecule: messenger RNA, 951 nt
Organism: Closterium sp. Naga37s-1
Lineage: Eukaryota; Viridiplantae; Streptophyta; Zygnematophyceae; Desmidiales; Closteriaceae
Source: the annotation of a GenBank genome assembly